Messenger RNA from Lodderomyces beijingensis, 3954 nucleotides. The record is from the annotation of a GenBank genome assembly. NCBI's taxonomy places the organism in Eukaryota, Fungi, Ascomycota, Pichiomycetes, Serinales, Debaryomycetaceae.
AUGUCACAUUCUAGACAGGGCUCGAUAGGGUCUUCGAUAGAAUCAACGUCACAUCAUAACCACCCUCAGACUAUUGGUCCUUGGAAAUUGGGGAAAACUUUAGGGAGAGGUGCUACUGGAAGAGUGUUGCUCGCAACUAAUCAAGCUACAGGUCAAAAAGCUGCUGUGAAGGUUGUCUCCAAGUCUGAAUUGCACGACGAUGAACAAACUACCCAUGACGGUGGCGAUAGCGACGGUUUACCCUACGGUAUAGAGCGAGAAAUCAUCAUCAUGAAACUAUUGAACCACCCCAACGUCUUGAGGCUAUACGAUGUCUGGGAAACUUCAAAAGCGCUUUAUUUGGUACUCGAGUACGUUGAAGGAGGAGAAUUGUUUGAUUUACUCGUGGAAAGAGGUCCCUUGCAAGAAGCUGAAGCCAUCAAAUACUUUCGACAAAUCAUAUUGGGCACCGCCUAUUGCCACGCGUUAGGGAUAUGUCAUCGAGAUUUGAAACCGGAAAAUUUACUCUUGGAUGCACAAUUAAAUGUCAAAUUGGCCGAUUUCGGAAUGGCAGCUUUGGAAAGCAAUGACAAAUUGUUGGAGACUUCUUGUGGAUCUCCUCACUAUGCUGCCCCUGAAAUUGUUAGUGGAUUAAGAUACCAUGGUGCCGCAUCCGAUGUUUGGUCCUGCGGUGUCAUCUUGUUUGCACUCCUCACGGGAAGACUACCAUUUGACGAUGAAAACAUUCGAAACUUGUUGCUAAAAGUGCAAGCUGGUAAUUAUGAAAUGCCCGUCGAUGAGAUUAGCAAAGAUGCUCAGGAUUUGAUUGCAAAGAUGUUGGACGUGGAUCCAAAAACCAGAAUCAGCACCGAAAAGAUUCUAAAACACCGGUUGUUGACCAAGUAUCCGUGCCCCAAUGAAGAUCUCAUCAGCGAAAGAUCGCUUCCACACCCAGAAACUGCACACAAAUCGCUUGGGUCUACAAAAAACAUUGACAAACAGAUCCUAUCGAACUUGUCAAUUUUGUGGAAGGACAGAACAGAAGACGAAAUAAUCAAGGCUCUUCUCCGGAGCGGUCCAAACUCAGAAAAGACUUUUUACGCUCUAUUGAUGAGAUAUCGACACUCUAGCGACGAUUUCACCGGUGAGACGAAAAGAUCUGCAAGUGUAAGUAACAAGAUGAAGAGAAGUGGCUCGGUUGUUGCCGGUAAGAACCCGACCACUCCAAGAAAGAGGCGGGCAAGCCAAAUCAAUGUCUCGAGACCAAGUUCUUUUCAAUAUCGAAAUGGCCAGCCUGGUAUUGCUGUUAGCCAUAAUGCUCACAACAGGCCGAUUUACUCGCGGAUAUCAGCCUCCUCGUCGGUAAACAACUCUCCAAGAAAAUCUCCAAAAAGGAGGCCCAAUUACGACGCCUCUCCCAGAGGAUCUCCUGCAAAGAGACAACAGCAAGUACUUCAAAGCAACAGCAACAGCAACAGCAACAACAACAACCUGGCCCCGGCAAGGACCAUUCCAGCAAACAUUUACAAUGAGAUUGUUGACGCGCAAAGCACGCUAUCGAUUCCUCCCACGUUGCCUUCAAAGGACUCAUACUACUUGGAUAAAGGGUCCGAACAACCUCAAACAGCAGCUGACAGAUCAUCGACCCUUUUACAAUCGGCAAAAAUAUCUCCUUCCAAAAGAGCUUCAGUCAUGUCGCGAGCAACCAAGAAAUCGUCAAAGAGAAAAUCGAUCCGAGCAUCGAUGGCAAAAGGAUUGAUGAAGAACUCAAUAACCAUGAAAUUAUUGUCGACAUAUGCCAAAAUGGCGACUGAUAAUGAGUGGGAACACAUGGACAAGCAAACCAAGAGAACUUCGGCAACUUUUGCUGCCUUGUGUGACAAGAUUUUCAACCAAGAAGAGUACAAUGAAGACGACGAGCAAUUGAUAGACCCGGAGGAAAUCGAAGCACGAGAGUAUGAGCGAUUAAUGGAAAUAGAGAGACGAAAACACGAGGCAGAGUUGAAAGCUAGAAAAGAAUUGGAAAAGAAGAAAAAGAGGCAGAGCAGAAGGUCGAUUUUGAGCUCCAAAAAAUUGAGCAUUUUGAUCCGGUCUGAUGAAGAUCCCAAUAACAGCGAGCAAGAGUUGAAUAAACUAUCGGAGCUCAAGCAACCCAAAAAGCGUCAAUCGAAAAACAUGUCUGCCUUGAGAGCUUUGUCUGAGGGAGAUGGUGUCCCGACAUCUCGAGAGUUGACACUUGAGGAAGUGGAGAACUUGAAAAGAAGAAGCGCUAGUCAGCCUGUGCCAACACGAAGACAGACUCCGAUAUUAACGAGAAGACCAGUAUCUAAAUUGGAUCCAUUAUGGCAAGCACAUCACAAUGCGAAAAUUGAACGCGCUCAUGAUGCAUUGGAGAGAGAGUGGCAUGACAGUAAGAGAGGGGCACAUGAUAAGGCAAAUGACAAGGCAAAGGUGAACAGGCAGUCGGUGGUUUCAAUAAUGGAUGACAUUGCUGAAGAAGAAGUGGUGCCGUCGACAAAUAAGCUCAAAAAGCGAGUGACCCGCGACAGCUACUAUGAAACAAAGUGUGAUUACGAAUUGCCCGAGCCAGACCUCGAUGACCCCUCUUUGAUGGGAGACGUUUUGCCUCAUGCACGGAGAUCGGGAAAAGGCGACGAUGCGUUUGCGGGACAGGAAAGAGAGCUCAAAACAUUGAUUAGCGGUGUCAAAAUACCUAACGUUACAAGAAAAUCUAGAAACUUUACAAAUCUGAAUCAGCGAAUGUCUGUGCUUUCGUUGUACUCGACGAGAGGAUCCUACAUGGAUCUAAACUCAAUCAUAGACGCCCAUAGACCCGAGGAGACAGAGGAACGCAUGGGUCUUCCCGGGUCCGGGUUGAGAACAAGUUUUGCCGACAGAUUGGACAAAGCUGGUAUGACAGAGCAAGAUGAGGAGGAUGUUGAAAUUGAUGGUAAUUCGGUAAUGGACUUUGAAGAACACUUGGCAAAGAAGCGAUACUCGUAUUACGAUGCCAACGAAAAGAGAGCUUCUCGUGCAUCAACUACAAGGAGAUACAGUACCUCGUACAGGCCGACCUCCAAGGUUCCCGACUUGCCCUCAUCAGGCGAGCACAAUGAAACGUUUGCCAGCAAGAGCGAAGAUGUCAACAAGGGACAUUACAAGUCGAUGCUCUCGGAUGCUUCGAGUACAGAUGACGUUUUCGAUAAGAUCAAAUUGCCCGAGGGAAAGUCGUCCAUAUCUUCCAUCGACGCCUCGGCCAAUGGUGUAUCGAAAGCAAACAACGGAAAAAUUUCAUCAAACAAGCAGGUACAAAGUAGUCAAAACGGGCUGCAUAACCCGCAGCCACCAAUUAGAAACUCGAAACCUGAACCAAGGCUUCCUGAUGUCCCACCCAAGAACACCAAAAAGAAGUCGCCUCUAGAUGACAAGACAAACAAUUACGGCGCUGAAAAGGACGGAAAGAGUUCUUUCUUUAGAAAGCUCUCGUGGGGAUCCAAGAAAUCUACUGACCCAGCUGCAACUGCCCACAAUCAUCCGCCAACACAAACAGCUACAGCUACAGAACAUGACGAAGAGAAGCAUAAACCAUCAUUCCUUCGGUGGUUUUCUUCUUCUUCUGCUUCUUCCUCCGGUGCCGGCGGCGCAUCACAAGACUCCGAACUACGCAAGUUCCACACAAUUUUGCCAAAGGAGGAGAUGACCUCGGCCUUGAUUGCAUUGUUAAAGUCCUGGUCCAACUUUGGAUUAAAGGAUUUAAAGCACGAUCCGUACAGUUCUUGCAUCACGGGUUCCAUUUCCAAACACAACUCGUUUGAUCUAAAGAGUUGCAAAUUCAGAAUCCGCCUAGCCCCUCGAAGCAGGGGUGAGAAGUCCGAGAUUAUAUGCACGAGAGUCAAGGGGUCAGCCGUGACAACUGAGACUUUGUUCAAUGAAAUUGAGAAGGUUCUACAUAAGGAAGGUGUUAUUGAUCAGUGA